AUGGACUCCUCGUGGACCUACGCCAUCGGGAUAUGGUUAAGCACCAUCGUUUCCGUUGUAGAGGCGGUUGGAAGCACACUAGUGCGGAAGAGUCACAUCAUUUAUUCAAAAUAUGAGAAGCUUCUCGAGGCAACCGAAUGCGAUAGCGCGAGCGAGGAGGAUGAAGGUGGGGGAGGAGGAAGAGAAAAGGGGGAAGAAAAAAGAAAAAGGAAAAGGAAAUACUCCUUUUUAAACAUUUCGAUAAGGAGUCUACAAAACAGUGGACGCAUUUGCUACAGAAAGGGGAAGGUAAAAGAAAGCGAUGACGGGGUGCAUCAACUGAUUAAGAACACCCCUUCAAGUGGUACCAACGACGGAAGACGCAACGAUGGAGAGGCUGAGGAGGAAGAGGACCGACUAAGUAACAGCCUCAUGGAAAAAUCGUUAAGCAUAAAUUUGGUACACCCAGAUGGUGGUAGCAAUUUCGACCGGGGCCAUUUUUCCCCAUGUAAUAAUUCCUCAGAAGGGGAAAAAAUAGGCCCGCGAAAAUCUGCCCACAUAAAACGAACGAAUAACCCAACGGAAGAGUACAAACGGGAAGAAGGCGCCAAAAAUUAUGAUGGCUCAUCUGCUGAGUGGCAAAACGAACUAUUGGACAUCCACCCGACUAGUUGUCAGCUCAGCGAGGAAAAACAUACCACUAGAUGGAGCAACUUUUCAGCGAGGAGCAUAAAUAAAAAAGUGAAAAAGAAGGAGAAGUUCUUGUGGUUAUCGAAAAGGCCCACUUGUCGUGCGUUAGGGAAGCCCAAACGAAGUAUUUUUUACACCCCGCUGUGCAAUGGGAAAAAGAGGAAAAAAUGGAAGGGGCUCCUCAUUCUAAGUGGUCAUUGUAGGAAGCAAAAAUCUAGGAUGGACGGGAAGAAACGUUUUAUAUGUGGUGAUCCCCCACGAAGGGGACUCCACAAAUGGGGAAAGACCCCCACCGUGGAAGAUGCAGCUGCGGGGCCUCAUAACAACAAUAUGAUAAUGAUGAGCAUUUCGCACAAAAAAAUGUCUAAGCUUUUUAAAAGUGAAAGUCUAAAUAGCGAUUUGCCUGGUGAGGAUAAAAUGUAUUACUGUUCAUUUCGGUCCGAUCGGUUCGUAGACAAGCUGAGUGGUGAUACGGCGCAUUCGGAGCACGAAGGGGGGGAAGUGCGUGCCGAGGCAUCGCUUAGCAAAAAUGGGCAUGAAAAUUGGCGUGAAAGUAGGAAUGCGAGUGAAUUGGGCACGCUGGAGGAAAAGGAAAAAUACAGCGACGAGGAAGAAAAUACGAGGUGCUCCACCCUCAAAAUGGAUCAAGAAAAUAAAGGUAUCUGUCUGGAGUCCACCCCCCCACAUCUACCAUCAGAGGUCAAACGUGCGCACUCGAAUUUAAGAACAAAAAGCUACGUUUGCUUCUACCUAGGAAUAGCCCUUACAAGUUUUAUAGCCCCUGCACUGAACAUAUUCAGUAAUGUAUUUUUACCCAUGUCGAUGGUUGGCUUUGUCAGCGUCAGACUCAUGUGCUCAUUGCUGCUGGAAAAGUUUGUCCUAAAGGAGCAGCAGUCAGUUUACUUAUACGUGGGCAUCCCUUUUUCCACUGUGGGUCUAACAUUAAUCACUGUGUACUCUGCAGGUGAUAGUACCUUCAAAGACUUAGACUCCGUUUUGAGUGUAUUCUUAACAGGUGUAUCGAUAACGUUGCUCAGUUGCGAGAUUCUGUUCUCCUUUGUGGUGGCGUUUCUUUCGUUGGGCCACUUGGGUGCAGGCACUUCCACAGGAUGGGUUGGUGGACAGCACAGGGGUGUUCCCUCAGAAGGUGAUCUCUUUAGCGACAAAUUGAAUGAGAGUAUACAGUCCAAGGAUAAACAUCCAAAUUCGAAGCGAAGGAGGAGGAAUUUUUUCUUUUUCUUUUCCCCAGUCUCAUCUGGAAUUAUGGGAUCCCUGGCGACCAUUUUUUCCAAGGCAACCUUCAUGGGAUUGGUGUCCGUCAUGCUAAACGAGCAAUUGACAUUACGUCAUUUUUUUCUCAAUUAUAAGGUAGCUCUCCUCAUUAUACUAACCAUCAUUUGCUCCAUUGCAGAAAUUAUAUACACGCCCUUUAUGCUAAAGUAUUACAAUCUCACGCAUGUAGUGUCGUUGAAAAGCUUCGGAAAUAUAUCCUUCAAUGCGGUUAACGGGAUGACCAUUUUCGACGAAAGACCCUCUUGCGCGUACGCCUGGACCUUUGGCUUCCUCCUAAUCCUCGUGGGAAUCAUAUUCCUUUCAUACAAAAAUGUCAUCCCAAACACGUUACGCAUCUUCAACCAGCAGUUUCGCAGGAAGACAUGA
This is a messenger RNA of Plasmodium coatneyi, 2328 nucleotides long. RefSeq lists its product as uncharacterized. Gene Ontology annotation, molecular function: magnesium ion transmembrane transporter activity. The coding region runs from base 1 to 2328 and encodes 775 amino acids. Gene Ontology annotation, biological process: magnesium ion transport. The record is from RefSeq and is a predicted model, not a curated record. The transcript is spliced from 2 exons. NCBI's taxonomy places the organism in Eukaryota, Apicomplexa, Aconoidasida, Haemosporida, Plasmodiidae. Gene Ontology annotation, cellular component: membrane.